GACCUCUCAAAAAAAGAAAAAAAAAAUCCUCCUCUUCCCCCAAACCGGCAAACCCCCAUCCAUGGCCGCCGCCGCCUCCGCCUCCGCCUCCACCCGGGCGAACACCCUCUCCCGCAUUUUCGCUUCCUCCUCACCUACACCACCACCCAAGCCCAGUCCCAAGAUCAAGCGCGCGCCGACCCAGAAACCGCCCGCCGUCGACGCUGACUCAAUCGCAGGCAAGAAGCCCCCGAAACCCCUCGGCGCACAGCCGGCCGCCGAAGCUCCUUGCUCCGACGCGGGCCACCACAAGCCUCCGAAUUCCCUUCGGGCGAUCUUCAAGGGCCUCCUCCGGCAGCGCGACCCCGACAAGCUGGCCGCCGAAGCUCCUUGCUCCGACGCGGGCCACCACAAGCCUCCGAAUUCCCUUCGGGCGAUCUUCAAGGGCCUCCUCCGGCAGCGCGACCCCGACAAGCUGGUCUCCGAGUUCGUCGAAGCGUCGGCCGCAUCGUCGCGCUUCCGCGACAAGCACCACGUGUACAAGGCAGCCGUGAGCCGGCUCGCCUCCUCCGGCCGCCAAGACGGUAUCCAGGCCAUCCUCGACGCGCAGAAGCGCUUCCUCGAGGCCUCCACCGAGGCGUUCGCCGCGCGUCUCAUCCGCCUCUACGGCCGCGCCUCCAUGCCGUCCCACGCCGUCGCGGCCUUCCACGAACUCCCCGCGAAGCAUAAGUCCACCGGGACAUUCAACGCCGUCCUCGCCGCGUGCGACGAAGGUGGAGACUUUGACGCCGUCGUCGCUGCGUUCCAGGAGAUCCCAGCCUCCCACCCCUCGGUUGCCCCCAACGUAUACUCUUACAACGUACUCAUCCGCGCACUGUGCAAGAAGCCCGACCUUGCUGCUGCUCUUGAAGCUGUCUCGCUCAUGGAGAAGCAUGGUGUUUCGCCUGACACUAUUUGUUUCAGCACGCUUUUGAAUGGCUUUUACAAGCGUGGCCUCAUGGAUGACGCGGAGACGGUGUGGGAUAUGAUGAAGGAGAGGAAUCUGGAGCCAGACGCCAAGUGCUACAAUGCCAAGCUGCGGGGUUUGGUUGCGGCAGGGAGGAUUGAGGACGCAGCUGCUGUGGUUGAGAGGUUGGAGAAGGGUGGGCCCAAGCCUGAUACGGUGUCUUACAAUGAGCUCAUUCGAGGAUACUGCAAAGCAGGGAGAUUACAGGAUGCCAAGAAGCUGUUCGAUGAUUUGAUAAAAAAUGGGUGUGCCCCAAAUAAGGGGACAUAUGGAACUCUCCUACCACUCCUUCUGCAGGCGCAAGAGCUGGAUUGUGCACUGAGGUACUGCCAUGAUCUCUUAAGUAGUAAAAAGACCAAUGGACUGGAGUGUGAUCUCCUGCAGGAUGUAGUGAAUGCAUUGAUAGAGGCGUCCAGGGUGGAGGAGGCUACCAAGCUGGUCGAGCUCGGGCAGAAUGGGUACUACCUCCGAAAGGGUUUGAGGAUGCCACAUACUGCACAAGACAACGAAGUAAUAGCUGAAACUGAUGAGGAAGAAUCAAUAUCAGAAGAAAAGGUGCUUUAAGUGUAAGACCAGACUGAAAAAUAACAUUAUUUGACGAGGAUGUUCCUUCAUUGGCUAGGCUUUGAUCUGUCACACUGAUGUAAGCCAGAUCUCACCAUCACCUGUUUUACCCAAAAAAAUUAUCUUGUUUUAAUAGAAAAAGUGCAAGUUAAUAUAGUGCUGGUUAAAUAAGACAUUGCUUUAUCUUGCCCUGUGCUGUAAUACCUACCGAAAGUCUUUCUAGCCUCUGCUGAUUUUUCUUCGUUACAUUAAAAUUAAAUAUAUAAAUCUAAUAUUUUGUGCUCAUAAAAAUUCUUCAAAGGUUGUUGUGUACUUUGUUAUUAAUUUCAUUUUUGGCCUUUGAUAAUUCAACUGUUUGCUCUGUGAUGAAGAUAAACAUGUACCUCAAGUUUGACCAUUCUUGUUGUUGAUGUGCUAUUUUCUCUUUGAAGAAUGGACAAUGCAAAUGUUAUGAAGUUAAAGGGCCAUCGAUCAAUGAUCAGCUUCAUGCCUCACUAGCUUGCUAAGCUAGAGGUGGAAUAGUUGCAGCUACAUCACAGAAUGGGUCCAUUGCACUGUCAAUUAAUUUGCUGUAGUGAGCUUCGUUUAUUUUCUUUUAUGAACCGAUCUUCAUAAUUGAUCAGAUAACGAGCCGCUAGAGUUGUAAACCAUACAAUCACGAGCCAUAGGGAUUAGGAUAGUAGGUGAACUACCCUUUUCUCACAUUCAGUUUCUUGCUUGGCAGGACUGGACCUUCUUUAAUUGUGGGAUAUGUAGAGAGUGCACUGUAGGAUUUAUCUAUCUACCCAUUUGAGUAAAGGUUUUGUUUUUGUGACAAAUUUGACCUUCAUUAUGACACCACUAGGUUUUGUAAUGAUACUCGGAAUUCGUCUAAGAGUUCAAACUAUGAAACUAAGCAUGAAGUCAAAUAACCGUUUUCUGAGUUUAUGUUAAAAUACAAAUGGCUUUGUGAAAUGUUAGUAUUAAAAUCACAUAUGGAUUAUUAUCUGAACAACUCAGUUAAUGUUACUGUCUAUAUUUUAGAGGGAGUGAACCACCCUGGGUUCUAGGACUUCGUGAAUAUGAACUAAAUCCUUUUGAUUUUCUUCCAUUCCAUAAAAUAAAAUGUCUUGGUGUGUGGACCUUUUGAUGCCACACGCCCACACCUCAUCGGCCGAGCAGUGCUGAGGUGCUGUCCACUUGUUCAUGUCAAAUUUAGUAUUUUUGCUGGCAGAUGGUUACUUUCUCUGUGUUGUUCAGGUAGAUCGUCAUCAUUUAUCAGACAUUUAUUUGGGCAGUGGCACUUGUCUAUCCAUCUGAGCAAUGGAAAUGUUUCCUCAGUUUCUCUGAUACCUAAUGAGGUGUGUCUUUCAGUA
Molecule: messenger RNA, 2904 nt
Organism: Lolium perenne
Lineage: Eukaryota; Viridiplantae; Streptophyta; Magnoliopsida; Poales; Poaceae
Biological process (GO): chloroplast-nucleus signaling pathway; mitochondria-nucleus signaling pathway
Cellular component (GO): chloroplast
Molecular function (GO): protein binding
Source: RefSeq, a predicted model, not a curated record